Molecule: messenger RNA, 775 nt
Organism: Elaeis guineensis (African oil palm)
Lineage: Eukaryota; Viridiplantae; Streptophyta; Magnoliopsida; Arecales; Arecaceae
Product: subtilisin-like protease SBT3.17
Source: RefSeq, a predicted model, not a curated record
CCAACGUUUGAUGGAAAGAAGUCAUGACCGGUCUACCAUUCCACGUCACACACUGUCUCUCUCUUAUUCAAUUCAAAUUAGUUGGAGGUGGUUGCACUCAACCCCAAACCGCGCAAAGGAGCAUCUACGAAACCAAAAGCUCUAUAUAAACCAAGAAGCCACCUCAUUUGAGGCAUCAUUAAACUGCACCAUCUUGAGUUCAUAUUGUCUCAUCCCUCUCUUUAUUGAUCUAUUCUAAUGGCUGAAGAAAACAGUGCCAUGAUGCCCGGCCGCAGCUCGUCCACCGCCGGCGAGGCAGCCAAGGAUGAUGAUGCCACCGUUCGAAUCGUUUAUACGGACGUGCCUGAGGGCGAGGAUCCUGAGGCCUUUGACCUCCGGACCGUUGCCGCAGUCCUUGGCAGUGAGGAGGCCGCGAAGGAGGCUUUGAUCUACCACUACAAGGAGGCAGCAAGCGGGUUCGCCGCCAAGCUGACUUCAAAGCAAGCCCAAGAAUUGUCGAAGCAACCAGGGAUUCUUCAAGUUGUGCCAAGUCGCACCCUCCAGCUUAAUGAACCUGCCACGGUCCAGACAAUCGGCGUUCUGUGAACGUUCUUGGUGGAGAAGGCUCCAGCUUUCGGGCAUUAUACUAACUUUUUAUUCAAGCAUUAUGCCUGCAUUGUAUAGUAUUAAGCAGCAGAGAUCUAUGUAUUUAUUUAUGUGAAUGUUCGUGAAUAUGAGAUGGUACUUGGUGUGACUUAUUUGAAUUGAUUCAUAUAUUAAUCUUAUUUUGGUUUGA